Molecule: messenger RNA, 2277 nt
Organism: Symbiodinium sp. CCMP2592
Lineage: Eukaryota; Dinophyceae; Suessiales; Symbiodiniaceae
Source: the annotation of a GenBank genome assembly
AUGGCAAUAGCAGCAUGGAGUGGCCAGCGGAUGCAGACGGCGCUGUCUCUGCUGAGACCCAGGUCCAACCUGCUCCGCCUGGCACCAGCAGUCGCCUUGGGGGCGCCGCUACCCGCUGAAGCCGCGCUGAGGGUGCUCCUGCAAAAAAGGAGCGGGCGUGAGCUGACCUCGCCCAUCUUCAACAUUCCGCCGAAGCAGCAGGUCUAUCCUGAUUGGCUGGAAGGGAGCUGGCAGGCCACUUCGACGUUCGCAGGUUUCGAGUUCCCCACCCUGCCGCGAGCACAGGUCAUGAGACAGGAUGAUGUGCCUGGCUUCAAGAAAUGCUCCAUCAUUGAUUUCGCUGAUGUGGGCAAGUCGCCGCUCGAGUAUAACAUGAGCUUCGUGAAAGAUCAAGGUGUCGUUGUUGAAGACUUGCCUUUCAACCUGCGCUCCUCGGUGGCUGCUCACUUGGGAGGCAAGGGCCGAAUUACGAGCGUGGACUACAAUCCUCAGAGUGAUCCCAAUCGCAUCACGAUCAGGCUCCUCGCCACGAAGAACGCAGAGCGGGUGGAGCUCUUCGUCAAUGCCCGCGAUUCCGAGCAACCUUCCGAGGAGCCCGACCUGUUCCUGUCCAGUGAAUACCGCCGACAGGUGACGUUCUCCUCGAGAGUUGCUCAAGGAUACAACUGUAACUACCAGCACUUUCGGACCUUCCAACGAGUGGGUCCCGACAAGCUGCGCCUGAACGUCCUCACGGCCUCCUACUUGGACCCUCUGAGCCCGCUCUACUUCGACACCUUCGACAAGCCCGCCAUCGUCUACGCCCAUGAGCUCGAGCUCACUCGCGAUGAAUACCUGAUGUGGGACUGCGAGUUUGCCUGCGGCGAUGGUCUGGUCGUGGGCGAGGAGCAGUGUGAUGACGGGAACCUAGCGGCUUUCGAUGGAUGCGAUGCUUCCUGCAAGGUGGAGCCUGGGUUCGUCUGCGAUGGCCAAGGGAAAGACGGAGCCUCCACGUGCCGCCCGCUGGGUUGCGGCCCUAUGCCGCAUCCCCAGGGACUGCCACCAGCCUGUGGGCAGGCUGCAUUGAGCCCUUCGAGCCCAAGUGCAUUUGCUUGCCGAAGGUCUGAGUUGCUGGACACCUGCACUCCCGGCCUGGCGCUGUCUCCUCCGGAGCUUCUGGCCGCUUGUACCGGAAUCGACAGCGGAGACCGCUGCGGGCACGUCGCUGCACGACCCAAGGCCAUCCUAGCAGAGCUGGUUGACGAAGGCCGGGCAUUGAUCGUCGUGUUCGAUGCGCCGGUGAAUGGAACCGAGUAUGGCGUGGAGCUACCGUGCGAAAGCCUCUUUGCCCCGGCCACGGUAGCGGAGAUUGGAGAUGAGGCGAGCUGCUUGCAAGGUUCGCCACGGCACUUCGUGGUCCGCCUGGGCUUCGGGGCCUCCUUGGGCAUCGCGGAGGACUCUACGGCGGUUCUGGUGUUGGAUGUCGCUCGACAGUACGCCAGCAUCGACGCAGCAAUGGAGGUCGCACGGCCUUUCGAGUUUCCUGCGGAGCGAAUCUAUCUUGGACCUGCUCUGGGAACUCCACUUGCGCGCGCAGAGCCGAUCGUCGUCUUGCGAGGACCGAACAUGGCGGGCGAAUGUGGGGAUGUUGUGCUCGAUGCCACCGCCAGCACCGGGAAUGCGGGGAGGCCCUGGAAAACGACGCAGUGGCGAUGCACGGGGGAUCCCUCCCAAUGCGCAGAGGUGCGUGCCUUCCUGCCGAAUUGCAACACGCUCACGCCGGGCCUUGCCACAGCAGGCUUGGAGGUCGGGGCGGCGCCCUGCGGACUGCGGGCGACGAUCCCCGAGGCGACGGCCUUUUCUUUGGCUGCGGCCCUUGCCACGGUCGUUGUCUACCUCAAGCUGGAGAAUGCCUUGGGCGAGUGGUCCGAGGCAGCGCACACGCUGAGCUUCGUGGUGGAUCGGAUCCCUGUGGCCGUUGCCCUCACAAGCAGGGACAUCUUCGUGGACCAGGGCCAGAGCAUCCGGUUGGAGAUCUCAGUGAGCCCUGCGCUGCCGGUGGCUUCUGUGGGAGCCGGCAGCACGUGUGGAGCUUUGGGGCCAAUCAGCGUGGAGUGGCGCCAUGGUCUUGGCAACCUAGCCGACCCAGAGCAGGUCUGGGAUUCUCUCCUGGAGCUGCCCACGUCGCUGAUCCCGUCGCUGGAUGCCAAAACCGCCACGCUGGAGGGCUAUUUGGGCUCGCUGGAUCUGCCCGGAACAAACUGGACGCUUGUGGCACGUCCACGCCUCGGAGACUGA